AUGAAUGAAGCGUUCCUCAACAGAUCGAUCCAACCUCCUACACAUCUUCCCAGGUUUGUGCUGAAAUAUUUAUUUGAACAAAACAAUAGUUGAGUUUCUUAGCAUGACAGAAGCGAAGAGAGAUGCUUCCGUCAGCAGUGACCGAGUCGUACUCCACAGAAACUUGCUUUCGUCCUCUCUCAAUCGAACUACGAAUCGAGCCACAAACUUAUUUGAUUAUCGUCUAUACAUAGUGUUGGCGUUUGUAGUAAAUUAAAUUUCAAUUUCGGCGUUUCAUAAUGACCCGAAAUAACACUGACGGUUUAUUUUAAAACUCCGAGAAAAUUAUGCGUGGUUGUCACGUUCAAAGCAACGCCGGUUCGAAAAUUGCCAAGAUUGCAUAUAUCUAUUCUUAACUUUCAGUUUUACUUCAAAGAUUAGAUAUUUAGUUCAUUCAGCGAAAACAAAAGGCAUAAAUCUUAUCAACGCAGUCUUUUAUUUCUGUUUAUCCAACACGUUGGCCGACUGCCUGAAGUCCGUGACAAAGUUGUACAGCGCUCAAUUUUGUGUCAAAAUUGUUUUCGGUAACAAAUUUUAAGCAACACCUAUGAGAGAACAACAUCUCUUUUUUGGUGGUACGUGCGAAGAGGCGGGUAAGGGAAAUCACAACUAAAACAAAGUCCUUUAGAUGUAGGAGGUUUUAGAAUUACUUGGACGAAUUGAAUCGCCAUUAAAAGACAGGAAGUUGAGUCACAGUUUCUUUUAUCGCUUUAAAGAAAGCAGGCAUUUUAACACACGUGCGUGGGGCUCACAGGUAACUACUGCAAUUAACAGUUUUGAUUUUGUUUGACGAGCCUCGUUAAUAAUUCGACAGACAAUUUCCCCUGAGAGAUAAAGUUUUCGUAGAAACAAGGAGGCUUGAUUUAGCGCUUCAAUAGUCAGGAAGGAAACGUGGGUAACUCUUUGUGUGUUUUGUCAGAACAGUUGUGCCUGGCCGCGAUUGAACUUGUGAAUUCACACAACCAAUAAUCACAAUCGUCGUCGUAUUGCGGAGGCCAGUCAGAAAUAUCGAAAAAAAAAAUUCAAUGAAACUAUGAGUUGGUGGAACAAAGAGCGAUGAAGUCAGUGAGGUGUCACUUCUCUUUUUUAGAUCAGUACUUUGAAUAGCAUGAAACAACUGUUUAAUAAUUGAGUUAAAGAUCUCUAUUUAUUUUUGGCUUCGUUACAAAACUUAGAUAUCCUCUUUAAUACAAAAAAUUUUCGAACUUCAAUUCAAGACGCAGGCUAACUUGUUUUUUGUUAGAGCGUCUGAGUAAUGGGCUCCCGGUGGCAUUCUGCUGUAAAAUCGGAGUAAAAAGUUCCCAACUGCUAGCGAAAGAGAAAUCGUUUUCCUUUUAAAACCUGCCCGAGCAGAUCUCCAUCAGGGUCUUUUGAAAGGUUCUCACUCUGGGAAGCUUUACGCAACUGGAAGAAAGAGAUUUUGCAAGAGUGUCAACUGUAGUUAAAAAUUUAAUGCAAGACAUGCGUCUGACCACCAGCUAACAACAGCUUUCAAAAACGAUCAUGAGUUUAUCAGUACAAAGAAAAAGAAGCACAGCGAUAAAAAGAGAAAAUUCUAGAAUUGCACCUCUCGUGUGAAUGCAAAAAAAUUGAGAAAGAGUGAAGAAGAAUUGAAAGACCCACUUUACCUGUUGCAUUUUGUGUUUUCGUGAUCAUCAGAUCAUCAAGCACCCUCGGAGAGUUCCACAAUACAGCUCUUUUUCCCCAAAUCUCGAUCAUAUGAGAAAAAUAGCCAUCAUAGGAAGCCACUGAUAACAAGACAAUCACGAAUAAAAGCUAACACUGAACAUGGGGAGACCGAAACAUCAUCAGGUAAAUCUGUAGGAGGUAAAAAUCAGCGCGCAUUUUUUAUUUUGUUUAGGCUUGCAUGAUGGGGUGUUUUACCCUUUCGGCAAGAGACCCCGGUCACGAAAUUCGUAAACCUGAUCCUGCAGAGCACGAAAAGAAAGAUUUGUUCAUGUUUGACGAGUUACUUCGAUCAAAUAGGUUUCCAAAGGAGGUACGAAACGUAUUAUAGUGGUACUUUAAAUUGAAAGUUUCGUGGUCGUAAAUUCAGAUAUGCUCAGAGAAUUCUGGCAAGGUUGUUGUUUUAGUCAUCUUGAUAAGAAAAAAUACAUCAUUUUUCUUCACUGAACGCUUAGAUAUGUUUUAGUCAUCGAGCUGAGGAAGUCUACAAACUGUAGAGUAAAUGUGGCCGGAUUCCGCAGUUGAAUAUACGUGUUGAUAUCUACGAAGUCUGUGACUGUCUCAAACUCAAGAGGGGUUCGAUUGUUUACAGUAUAAGUAAAAUCGGGCGAUAGCAUGUUUAUUGAUACAUUAGGAAGAAAAAAAGAUUUCCAAUUUUGGUAUUGCCUCACCUUAAAAGUCAGUGCUAAUCAUCGAACACAGGUGACGGUAAUCAGCAAUGGAAAUGUUUGCUAAUUAAGAUUUUGCCGAUCGGAGAUCUAAGAUCACGAGUGGAUUCGCGUUUCAUGGGAAGGAAAGGACUUCAUCGGCUCCUUACAGAGCCGACAAUAAGUUCGCCAUGAACACAUUGUAUAGUUUUCUAACGGAACAAACAGGGCCUAAACAACGGCUGGGUUUAUGUAAGAAAGUUUGACCUCCCACGGAGGAAAUUGCUUCAGGCCCCGGCUUUUUGGUUUAUGUUUUUAAGCCAAAAAUGCACGAAAAUGUAGAGACACGCGAAGGUCUUUCCACCGUCAAGUUGAAAGUUUGAGAUGUCUACCAUAACGAAAAACGUUCUUAGAAAUUACGAGUGACUCAUUUCCUUGUUAAUUCAAACGGCGGCAUGGGAAUUUUGCCGUGCCGGUUGUGAACUGUCACAGUCAUUGUGUUACCACCUCUAAACACUUAAAUCAAACGCGGUUGCCUUUCUUCGAUUCCUUAUUCUUUGACUGGACAGCUGGAGAUUGAGAGAGCCGACCGUUUGAUGCGGUUUUGUGGCAUUUGACCACUCUCUUUCUCGGCCUUCUGAAGCGGAAAAGCGGACAAAGGCUUAACACUAUUUUAAAUCACUCUCUGUGAUGACGUAAUCGCGCGGGCUGAGGCCAAGGUGCACGAUCCAUCACGUACUCGCGUGAUGCGUCACAAGUGGCUGAGUCACGAGUCUUAAUUCUCGAUGAAUAUGGAAUAGUUUCCCCUUUCAUUUCCGAAAUUACAAAGAAAACUUAUGAAAUUGACAUCUUUUUAUCAUUUUCCGUGACUCUAGCCAGAAUAUCAUUCGAAUUUCGCUUGCGCCAUGACCCUGACCUCGACAAGUAAUUGAUGACUCAUUGUUAUGUAAUUUGAGCCCGCGCUGUUUUUGUGAUAGUGAGCAUGCGCAGCUUUUUGUUGCCAAAUACAAAAUUCCCCUAACUGCUAGAAAUAUCGGGAAAACCGUGUUUGCAUCGUCGGCUUUGGCGUACAAAAACUUUUUUCACUCAUGAUUUCCGCCUCUUCUUGGUAGGUAUUUGUUUACUGACCAGGACACACCAGAAGGACUCAUUCCAAAAAUGAUAGUCCCAGUCAUGGGCAAAGAUCCUCGGUGGUUACUCGUCGAAGUUUGCAGGGAAUUUCAGCGUGGAAAGUGUUCAAGAACAGAGGACGAAUGUAGAUUCGCCCAUCCACCCGCUCAUGUGCUUAUACAGAAUGGAAAAGUCACGGCGUGUUUCGACUCUCUGAAGGUAUCUACGUUUUUCUCUUAAAGGGAAUAUUUGUGUGGAAAAAUUGGAGUAGUUGUGGUGGCAUUUCCGCGCUUUAUGGCCAUAAUCUUCAAACUUUCUUUUGUUCGUAGAAAUUUUCGAGAACUUGUUGCGUCGGUCACUAUGAAACAAGUGUUUUGCGGGCUUUUCAACUUCUCCUAAAGUUUACGAGCUUGUUAUGGGUGUGCUUUCUGAGAAGGCACGUUUGGGAAUGAUUUUCUACGAAAAAUUUCGGAGGAGUCUGUCUCUACGAUAUCCUUUAUUUCACAAUAAGUAAGGUUAUAUAGGCACUAGGAUUUUUUCGCUGCGUUUGGCUUAUGCAACAUCAGCAGUUCAAUAUUUUUGAGGAAAUGAGAUGUGUUUCUCUUAAAACUACUUAAAACUUUGAUUGUGAAUCGUCUAAGUGGCUAUGCCAGGGGUCUAAACGAUGUUUGUGGCUCAUUUGUUUAACUGGACCAAUAUUCAUUGCUAAACUGCGUAAAACCGGCGAUGAAUACCAUGUUGUGGCAUGUUGUGUGGGUGUCAAAAUAGUUAAGAAUUUGCUCUUUCGUAUGUCAUGAAUCCAGCAUUUCCCAUUGCGUGUUUGGGUUUCGUUAAGGACUCGUGGACUCAUCCGAGUAAUUGUUGAUUAAAUUUUCGUGACCGAUGGUCAAGUUCGUGAAUCUCUUUCUUCUGUUAGACCACGUAUCUCAACUGUUGAGAACAAAGCACGUCAAGUUAAAAUUGAUAUGUCGUUCUGCUCACGAAACGGAGAACACGGGUUUCCUAUUGACAAAAUCAAAGCGUGCAAUUUGUAAAACCUUUUUUUUUCAUGUUUCGUGAGUUCCAGGUCGGAAACGCAGCAAGUGGAUUCGCUUAUCAACAUAUGGGUAGACACUUUCUUUGUUCUUUUCCUCUAGACUCACGAUAUUGAAAGGAAGGUUAAAAUUUACCACUGCGUUCUAAACGUGUACUGAAAUUUAAAGAAUAUUACGUAAUUUGCGAGAUAGUGCACGCAUUUUCGUUUGCAAAAAGUUUCGUGAAUUUUGUAUCCUUUCUCAAAGACAAAAAAAUAGCGUGCCCGGGGUGAAAUUUGUUUUCUUGCAAUAAUCACGCGAUUGUUGAUUGGAUCAUUAAAAAGUUUGCUUUGAGUAUUGUGAGCAUCACUGUUUAAUUUCUUGUCGCACGCGGUUUGCGUGACAGAAAUUGAAAUUUGCUCAGUAUUGCUUCAGUCCGUGUUCUUGAGACAAAAGAAACUUGACUCUUGUUUAGAACUUCCUGUGCCAUCGAUUUUUGGGGUCGUUCUCUUUUGGCAAAGGGAUUUCCGUGUCGGUGUAAAUCCUUUCAGACCCUCUUAAUCUUAAUCAUGAUUAAAAAAAAAUGAUUAUAUAUCUAAUAUAAAUGUGGGCUAUAACUCAUCUGACAUAAAUUGCCUGAUUACUGUUGAAUAUUGCUGCAUGUUGCAGUCAAUGAUUUGAGCUUUGACUGUAAAUUUAUUUCAAAGAAAUAUUUUGGCUAGUGCUUCCUGAAAUGUGCAGCUUUUAAAUUGAAUUUUGAUCAAUUAGUUAUAAUUUCCUGUGUGAAUUUCAGAUUGUCAUGUUAGAAAAAAUUAUUUGGUGUUUUUGUGGUGAUAGAACUAGUUUUUCAGAAGUUUUGGGAGUCUUUUUGUACCAAUGUUGCUGUUUCUUUUCUAAAAACAAUGAUGUCAAGUUGCCAACAUUGUGAAGAUUUACACUAAAAAUUUUUUUGUCAAAUCGAGUCUUUUGUUUGGGUCGCACACAAUGACUUGUCAUAUAAUGGUUCAGUAGACAUUUCUAGUUGACAUGCAUUUUUCAAAUUCAAGUCUAAAUUGAAGCUUUUUGUCAUGUGUAAGGAAAGUUUACUUGUCAUUGAAAAGUACCAUUGGAAUAAACUACAUUCAAGCAAUUGCUUGUCAUUGAAGAUAAGUGGUACCAGUUCUGCUUGUGAAAAUAUUUGUGUUACAGGUUGGCUAAAUUCUGCGCUAACGAUGGGGAAUGAAAAUUUAAAAUGAUUUCCAGCACUUGUUGGUGUUAGUUCACUAAUAAUAAAAUUAUUUAAUAGAUGCAAUGAAUUUUAUAAUAAUGUUAAAUUAAUGGUAUUGCUCAGAAAUUAGGAGACAAUUUGAAAACAGUGGUGUGGUGGGCUAUUACUUGGUAGUUAAAUUGAUAAGGAGAUACACAUUUUGUUUGAAAGAAUUUUUAUUUGCAUGUGUUGGGGCUUGCUAUUUACUCCUUGUAGUCAUAAGCCCUCUUAUGUUAGUCUAAGCGGGUUAGGUUGUCUUGUUGAGAUUAAGCCUUGUCUGUCUGGUUUUAAUGUUAGCAUGGGUAACAAAUCUCUUUCUCUGAGGCACCCAGCUUGACUGGAGUAAAAGACAGGUUGUCAUAUUUUCACCUGUAGGUGGUAAAUCUCAAUAGUUAGACUAAUUCAAAUUUGUCCCAUUAAUUCUUGGGAAAAACAACUACCAAAAAAAAAGAGACUCACUCUUGACAUCAGAGCACAUUUUUAAAUUAGGCAGUUUAUAAGUGUUGAAGUUUUUUAUUUUUGUUGCUCAGGCCUCAUUUGUAGGAGGAUAUCUUUCAACUCUUUUAAACUUUUUGCAGUUUGUAGUCUAGAGGUUAGCAGUAAUUGACUUACAAGAUCAGGCUUGCUAAAAAAAACUGUCAAGUGUCUUUAAGAGAGAUAUGAUAAGCUUCUUUAGAGCCACCCAUAUUAAUCUGACUAUAUCGCAUGUAUUAACUAAGAGGCACUGUUAUACAUCGGUGAAAGUUCCAAGGUUAAAAGCAAACCUUUUUAAUGAUCAAUUGUGAUUAAAGGACAAUUACUCUUUUCAACCUUCACACUAAACAAAAGGGUAUUGAUUGAGUCGCAUUGACUGAAAUUUCCCAUGAUUUUUUUAGUUCACACAGACUCACAGACUCCAUGUCUAGACAACAUUUAUAUAUAAGAUUCAUUUCUUUCAGUUUGUAAAGGUUAACCCUUUAUUUUGUGUAGUAAUGGGAUUAGAACCCCCUGCCUAAGGUGGUAAUCUCAAAGCCUUUCUUUGGUUUCAAAACAUUUCAUUUGUGACUAUCCAUUGCUGGUUAUUCUAAAAUAUGAGCUAAAGUUAUCGCAAAGAUAAAGUUUAAAAGGAACAGGAAACUAGUCAUUAACACACAAGAGCUAUGCAUUAUGAGUCUAAAGACACUCAAACCAACCAAUGAUUUUGCGAGAAUUUUGUGCUUUGCACCUUGUGUUUUGACAUUUAAUAUUUACUAUUGUUUCAGGCUCGUUGCCACAGGGAAAAGUGUAAGUAUUUACAUCCCCCAAAGCAUAUAAAAGCUCAAAUGGAGAACAAUGGCCGCCUUCUACAACAGCAGCAGCAGCAACAACAGCAGAUAGCUAUUCAGCAGCAAGCCUUUGCACCACUUGCUCAACAGAUGCUGACAAAUCCCUCAUUUGUAAGACACUUUUUAGCUAAAUAAAGUUAUUGCACUAAAUGCAAACUUAAGUUCUUGAACUGAGGCAAAAAGUUUUGAAAAUAGUGUACCAUUUUUAAGACACAAUGUAUAACAAAAAAGUGUUUAGGAAUUCUUACAGAAUUGUUGAAUGAGAGAAAACCAGCCCUUUGUCUAGGAAGGAAAAUGAGAAAUAACAGUCAUUAUUUUAAUGUGUUCUUUGAAAAGACCAUAUAAAAGUCAGUGGAAAAAUAUGCUAUCCAGUUCAGUAUUGUAGUAUUUUUUCCUUGCAAGUGGUGUGGAAAAUUCCUACAUCAUGGUCUGUUUUCAGGUUUCUGAUAAUUGUGUCCUGCUUCUUGCUUCAUUGUUACCCAAGUGAAUGGGGGUAAUUUUUAAUAAGACAUUCAAACCCAAUUCCUUUCAGAUAUCUGCAUGGCCAUUAAGUGUUCCUGCUUCAAAUGGAACAUAUCUUCAACAUCCUGUUGCUUUUCUGCCUGAUGCAUCAGCCUUGGCUCAGAGUCCUUCCAGACGACUAGACAAGUCUGACAAAUUGGAGGUCAGAGACCUUAAGUCUUUUAAAUAUUGUAUAUUAGCAUAGGUUAAUAUAUAAAAACAACUAUCAAGUGAUCUCUUAAGUUGUUGUAAAUUGUUUUAAUGCAGGAGAAACCAUUGAUCAUCAAGUCUAAUAUCCUCAUUGUGAAGGUUGCCCUGUAAAGGUCUGUUCUGGGCAACAGUGACUGAUGUUCUGAAAGCUUAAGGGGAAUUAAUCAGGAGUAAAGUUUGGAGUUACACUAGUCAAAGUCUUACAACUAAAACCAUUACAGCAAAACUGAGUUUUCUUCAGUUUUUGUGAACAAGACUUCUAACCCUCAACUGACUUUCAUCCUCUCACUUCACUUUGAUGGCAACUUCUGCUCAGUUGUCAAAACAUUAAAUACUAUCACUAACAACAGACGCUAUCAAACCUGCCCAGACUGUAUCACAUGAUCAGACAGCAUAAUCACAUUUUCACAUAGAAAAAAACUGUACUUUUUGGUUUACAUGGAUGUGAUAAAUUGGACCUUAUCUGGCCAAAGACUGCCUAAGAACUCCCUGUGAUACUAAUGUAAAAAAAUAAAGAAAGAAAGAAAUAAAAUUGAAAUACUGAGGGAAUUGGAGGAAAGAGAAGAUUUAAAUGGAUUGAUAACAAAAUGGAAAAGCAUAACUUCUCAAUCUUUAGAAAGCCACCACUUUUCACUUUCGUAGCAUGAUUUUUUAAAUGGAAUUGUAUCUGCUUUUCAAGGUGUGUCGAGAAUAUCAGAGAGGGUCAUGUUCAAGAGAAGAGUGCAGAUAUGCACAUCCUCCUCCACAUGUGUCUAUUGAUAGUACAGAUGGUAUGAUUACAGUUUGUAUGGACUUCAUGAAGGGAAGAUGUCAAAGGGAAAUGUGCCGAUACUUUCACCCACCAGCACAUCUUCAGGGAAGAGUCAGAGCUGCACAGCAGCAGUCAAUACCGGUGAGUAGUGUGUUCUUCAUUUUUAACGAAGAAAUGAGUGUCAGGUUGGAAGGUAAGAACCUUGCACCUGGUGACUGGUUCCAAGUACUUGUUUUUGACUUGAUUGACACAUAGUUUGAUUAAGUUGAUCAUUGGGCCAAAAUCCUGGGUGUUCAGUUUUAUCAAUCUAUCUCACCAUCCAAAGAUUAUCCCAGCCUCUGGGAAUGGAACAUGGUUACUAUUACAACAUCACUGAUCCCCAUGUGCUUGUAUGAAACACAUUCCUUAUAAUGCAAAACAAGGCCAUGCACCCAUGCAAAUUAAUCUCCUACACAAUAUCAUGUAAGCCAAUGAUUUAACUUUAGUAACUGGCCCUCAUCAUCAGAUGAAGUGAAUAAUAAGGAACAUUUAUUGAGUGCAUACCAUGUUCCUUACAAUCUAUUUCAGGACCAAGGGAAGUGUUAUCAUAUUAUUUAAAAGCACUUAUUUGUGCCUUUUGAAAAAUAAAUCCCAAAAUAAUUUGGUGCCUUAAAUUGCAACUAGACUUUAAAUAUUCUUGUUAGUUAAAUGUACAGUUUAAAGUAUAAUUUAUUAUACUGAAUAAUUUGUCCAAAGUUAUUUACACGGCUGUAUAGCACCUGGAAAAAUAAGCCUAAGCACAAGUGUCAAUUCUACAGCAGAAACCUAGCCUUGCUUAAUGCUAAUAAAAGCUACUUUAAUUUAAGAUAACAAUCAAGCAGCUUGCAUGCAAUUCACAUUAAGAGGAUGGUGGAGUAUGUAGCACCCUGUUUAUCUGGUCACCGAUUUAAAACUUCAUUAUUACAAAGAAGUGGUUCUAUAGUAUGACAGUCUGUAGAAUAGCUACUUGUAUACAACGCAGAAUGCAUUACAAGUGCAGUAUUUGACUUGCAUGCUCGCUGACAUAAUCACUGAGAUGUAGGUUUAGUUAUAUACAUUAUAGAUUAGACAAACUAUACUCACCAAGUCAGUGAUUAACAUCUCACAGCCUAAAUCAGCAACCGUAAGGCUAGCUAAGGCAAGGGAUCAAGUGUUCUUUUUUCUAAUUGUUAUUAUUCUUAAACGCAAAUGGUAAAAGAGAGCAAAAACAUCUUGGACGAAUGGAACCACACAACAAUAUUUUUGAGUCAUGUUUUAUUAUGUGUUCCACUUGAAGAACACAAAGGAGACAUUAGGAAAAUGCAAAAGGGGCAAUGAUAGACCAAGAAAGGACAAGUAAUGCUUAGGUUGCACUAGAUUCAAAUUAACUUGUGAUUAUUUGAAAAAGUUUGGCAAAAGUUUCCAAGAUGUACAAAUUGUGACAGCAUUUUUAACAUGUUAGUUCUAAUUGCUAGCCUUGGGUUGCUGUGCAGUAACUGUCACCAUGCAUGCUUGAGGCUUAUGAAGUUUAGCAGCAAUUUGCAUAAAUCAUGACUUGCACUUUGCUUGUCUCUUUUCAUGUGCCGUUGCUGAAAUUGCUUACAUCAUGCUGCUGGCUGGCUGGCAUUCCUUUUGUGCUUGCACACCGCCUUCUGCUGACUUAGCUGGAGGGUAGCCGCAAGAGGCCCCAUGAUACAUUGACUGAACUGGUACUUAAUAGCCUUUUGCUUUUGUGGGUCUAAAUAGCCGGAAAGCUGUAGCUACUAGAUUAAGAUUUAAGCAACUUGAGUGACAUCAAUAGAGUUGCAAAUGCUGUUAGUUUCCAACCCCUUUUUGCCUGCACCACACCUCGGGCUUUCCCUACUUGGGGAGUACAGUCUGGGGGACUGAAGCAGGCCUUCACUGUGUGCUGAAAUUGGAUGCAAAGCUAUUUGUCUCAAUUUCCAUUUAUUGUCUAGUAUGAAUUAGUAUCUUCAUGACUGGCCCAAUCAGAUAGACCUCUGCCAUAAGUGCUCAUAGCUUAAAGGUUGGACCUCUUAUUGACUAGAAGGAUUUAGGGGUUAAUUAUAAGUCCUUGGACUGAGCUGUAAAUAUUCUACUUGGACAUUUUGUUACCAAUAAUGGUCAUCAUGGUAAGGAAAUAUGAAUACUAAAAGUCUUUGGAGUGUUCCUGGAAGACACAGUGUCUGUUGUGAUGGUUAAUACCAGAUGGAUAUGUUACUCAGUGACCUAAUCACAACCUUUCUUUAGUUGAUGUGGAAAAACUGCAUUCUUGAGACAGACUAUGCCCUUUGAGGUGUCUCCUCCUGUUCAUCCAGGAGUUUAUAAGCACUGUCUGACAUGAGAUAGCUUUUAUGGUCAACUUCUUAGGAAUAAUUAAGGGUGACCUUUGAGGGAGUAACAAUAUGAAUACUGCACUGGGACCAUAGGUUUACUCUGGUACAUCAGGUCAUAGAGAAGCAAGGAUAAACAAUUCUCUCUGCGAGUCACUUACUGUAUGUCAAUUACAGGCAUUGUCAUAAGGCUAUUAUAAUAAUGUCUCUGUGCAAAAAAAGUAUCUGUGUUAACAGCAUUAAAAAAUCCAUAACUUUUGGGCUGGGGCAUGUUGAAGAUCAAAGAACUAACUUUGCAGUUGUUUGUUCACAGACUUUUGGAGAACCAUUCAAGAAACAAACUGCUCUUGAAGUGCCUCUGGUCAUGCCAGGAGCGGCGGCUGCUAUUCCAUCCUUUAAUCAACCUGUAGGACUGCAAUUUGCAUCUCUUAUACCAACAAGUAGGUGAAAAUUUUUGUUUUAGGUAUUAAUUUUAGUUAGGAGGUAGUGUGGCCCUGUGGAAAGAGUGUUCAAGCCCCCCACUCUGCCACUCCCUGGAUUUGUUCUCAGUUAUGCCGAGUUCAACUCCUUGCCUGCUCCUUGUAUGUAACCAACUGGUCUGCCUUCAGUCAAUUGUGAUUUUUAAACACUAUGUUUAUUCAUUCAUUUAUUCAUUUAUUUGUGGUGGCCCUGAUUAAGCAGUGGUCCAUUAAGUUUUCAUACAUACAACAUACUUACAUUCACACAUUAAUACACCUAGGUUACAUACAUUCACAUAUACAUGUGGAAAGAGGACAGUGGACAAGAGGAGCCACCCCAAGGAAUAUCCACUGCUAAAUCUCAUUUAUGUUCUUGUUUUUUAAUCAUGUUUGUGUUUCCACUUCAAAAAGUGGUUGUCUAAAGCUAAAUUGACUUGUAUUGAAGAUGUUAUAUGACCAUCUUUCAGUGCCGUUACUUACACAAGGAAUUCCCUUGGUUCAACCACAAGUACCUCAGGUAAAUAUGCUAUGCAAUUCUCUAAAAGUUAUUCUAUAGUGAUUAUUUAUAGAGCUCUAUGAGAACAAAAUGCUGACAGAAAAAAAACUGAUUGAAAAAUGUGCAGUUUGUACACCUGUGAUUUAAAUGAAAGGGGGCAUUUGAAAUCAGCCAGAGAAGGAAUUUCCCCCUAGAAUUCCUUUACUAAUUUGGUGGCAAUAUGGUUGUAUGUUUGCAUGACAAUCUCUAUAUACUCUAAUGGUGUAGAUGCAGUUUUAAAGUUGCCAAGGUUUGGGCCAGUUGGCUCAUGAGACUUGAACAGUUUCUUUAGAAACUACUCGAACUUCCUUGUUUGCCAGGACUCUAGGGCUAGCGAGUCAUGCUAACACUGGUGUUUCGUUUCAUGUUCCUUGUUCAAUAGUGGCAACAACAGGUACAGCCACAGGUCUUAGGCUAUAUGCCUGUGGAGUCAGCCGCGACACCACCACCUCCUCUAGCUCCUCCUCCUACUCCUCAAACAUCCUACCAAAUCAUAGACCCUCAGCCUGUCCAGUCAAUGGACGUCCAGUACUGGAACAACUACACGUUAGCUUCCGCUCCCACCACACCCACCUUUGUUAUGUCGCCCCAUGCUAUGUGAUUCAGGGGCGAUUCUUUUUAUAUGUGCUAGGGGUGUGUGUGUGUGUGAUUGAUUGUUCCGGGAGAGGGCAAGAAUGGAGGGAUAGAACAGGAAUUUAAGGAAUGAGAGAUUGAGACAUAAGAGGUUGUAAGCUGUGGCUUUGUUCAAAGCAAGAAACAAAGCUGGCUGCCAUCUCGGAGAUUUGCAUGUCCAAGAUGCAAGGCAAUAUUGAAAGACCAUUCCAUUCAGUCUUCAAGAAGACAAACUUUAUUCAGAGGAGGAGAUCAAGAUUACUAUUACGUUCUUUUCUAAAAAAAAAUGGCCACUGGAGGAAAAAAUUGGAAUGAAACUUCAGAACUGUCACAGUACUAUUAUUGAUUGAUUAAUAUAUGACAAUAGUGUGUGUUAUCAUCAGCUACAAUUGUAUCUCAAAAUUGUUUAGGUCUUGGACCAGAAACAGAGAUAAAAAAUUGAAUAUAGCAAGCAAUGUUCUACUUAGGUUUUCUUAAUUCUAGUUUAAAAACAGUGACAGAAAGUUAGUUAUGACCACUUAGUUAUCGGUUGCAUGUGAAAAACUAGCAUGAAAAGAAAGAGGAAAUAUUUUAUAAAAUUAAGAUCGAGUUGCAGCUUCCCAAAGCUCUGUUAGUGUUUUGUGCCCGGUUUGAGAGAAAAAUAGAUUGUUGCUUAACACUUACAGCGCUUUUGGUCCCUGCAGAGAGUAAAACUUUUAUUCUUUAUUUGUUACAAGAGAGAAAAUGUUAUCUGUUACAUUCAUUGAUUUAUUUUGUACAUUCUAGAGAAGUCAAUCGGGGUUUUACUCAUUCACAUAUUUGUAUGUGUAAUAAUUUUAUUUGGGAUUGUUAUUUACUACCUACUCUUACUAUUUAAGUUGAGAAAUUGUUUUGUAUGUACUUAAGAAAGAUAGACUAUAUAAAUGUAUUUUGUAAAAUAUCAGCUCCUGGAAAGCAGCAGAUCUAGAUGAAGAAUGACAAUAUUUGUACUUUAAACUACCUUAAUUCACGUGAGAAGUCACAUUUUUUUGACUGACAGAAUAAACUUUAAGUACAUCAAGAUAUUAUUGAGCAAUACAAAGUAAAUCCAUGUAGCUGAUGACUCUAAGAGAGAUGAAGAUUUACUACCAUCUGAAAUUUUGUGAUGAACGAGAGAAUAUAAACUUUAACAGGAAUUGAGACAGCAUUUCUAUGAACCAUUUUAUUAACUUAUGUUGCAAUGGAUGUGAAACAGAUAUUGAUUUGAUUUUUGUGAAAUGAAUGAACUGGUGGCUGAGCCAUUGUGAUAAAGAUGAAUUUAGAUUAUUAGAGUUGUUUUAUCAAAUAGAAUUUUUCACAAUGGAAAGUUUAUUGCAAGACGAGUGAGAGAAAAGACAACAUCAAAUGUUUAAAUUCAAACAUUUUGAACUGUUUUGGUCAGAUUCUCACGUGAAAGUCUUGCAGCAAAAGUUUCAUUUUCAUAGAUCAAAAUUACUUUUUGUAGGAAAAUUGUUAUUUAUGUGUUUAUAUGUGAUUGUAGAGUUGAACUGAAUCAUAUGUUGAAUUAAAGUUUGUCUAUGUUGUCUGUUGGUGUUAAUUAUGUGUAAAUAUCAUGCUUAAAUGUCCAUUUUACUAUGAGAUUUGUGUCCCUGGCUAGUGCAACAUUCUACUCAUGUUUGAAAAAGUUAUCUUACAUUGUAAGCAAAUUGGACUUUGAUUCCAUUUUUAGGACAUUGAAUUUGGCAAUAAGUGUUUCUGCUGACCUUCCCUUGUUAAAAUUUUACAAAUGUGCGAUGGAAAAAGGAAGAAAAUUAAAUUUACAUUGUAGGCAUGAUAAGUAUGUUGCACUCCUUAUGAUAUUAUUUAAUGUGUUCAAUUAAUUCUAGAGAUGAUGUGUCUCCUAACCUUCCUGUUGCAGGAAUUUGGUAACCCCUGUUAAGGCUGCAGCAUGCAAGCUUGUUGCAAAAUUCCUGCCGCUUCCUUGCCCUGGCUGGUUUUCCCUAAUGCUUGCCAAACUUCUCUCUCUAAGCACUUCAGCACCCGUGUUGUGUUUUCCAAUUGACUUACCCAUCCACUUUUCAUCAGUUAUGAAUUUGUGUUAGUUAAGAAGUAUAUCUUUUAUAUAACUUAACACAUUUUUUUCUUUUUCACUACUGGCACAUUUUUACUCCUGACUAACUGACACCUAUCAAUCAAUCAAUCAAUCUGAGACCCUUUCUUUUUCCCUUGACAGCACUCCAAUGGGUUGCCAGUUUGUCGGGACUAUAACUCUGGCCAGUGUCACAGAGAAGCCUGCCGCUAUGCCCACGUUAAAGACAGUGAGCUCUCUUUCUUGUGUUAACGCUUAGCUGGUUAGCCCUUUCAGCCCUAGUAAUAAUAUUCAAAUUCUCAAUGGUAAAAAAAGAGAGAAAUUAAGAAUGUCUUUUUUUCACUUUGGUAUUUAUUUAACCUAAGUUUUGAUCCUUGUCAAAUUCCCUCAACCAAGACGUGAGAAUGAAAUAUUGAGCUGUGUGCAGAAGGGGCUAAACUGUGCUUAAGAAUUCUUGCCUGGCAGGCUCCCACACUAUGCUAAAUGGCUGGCCUGUGCUUUUCAGAAAAAAAAAGAAUAGAUUUAUUGAGUACUUUUGUCACUUUUUCUGGUGAGGCAGCUGCAUUGAGGGAAUGUUUGGUGAGCUAGCUGGUCUCUAGACUGAAAAUUCAAGUCACGACACUGAACUUUUAGUGUGCCUCCCUCCAGUAAGACAGGGUUUUCAAUUAAAGCUGGUUACUGGCAGUCUGCUGCUGUCUAUAAGACUACAUACCACCGUCUGUUUGGUAUGCAAGUGGGCUCUCAUGUUUGGGGUUUCACCUAGUGUGUUCAGUGGGAAACAUGAUGGACCAAUGAAUAGUACCUUUGGUUUUCUAUUGACCCCUUACACCCUGACAUCAGAAGGCGUAUUCUCCAUACUGCUCUCCAUACAUUUCCAAAGGUGAUGACAGAGAGAAUUUGCUUAACAAUCAAGAGCCUUCCUAGUUGGUGAUCAUUUCCUUUAUUCUUGAGACCUUAAUAUGUGAUUCAAGGGUGAGAUUGUAAGGAGAAACUAGAUGCCAGUCACUCUCAGGUGUCAAAGGGUUGAUAUUCUUGGGGUUUUAGCUCUGGUUGGGCUUAUCAUGUUGUGUUGUGACUCUUUUGUCUCUAAUGAGGAGUUAAACUCAACUUGUCAAAUGUCAGUCCCCCCGAGGUUUAAAUUAAUUAUUUUACAAAUUCCUUCCCCCCAUCUUGGCAAAAAAAUUACAUUUUAAAAAUACAUGCAACUACAUCCUUGAACAGAUAUAUAUCAGCUCACUUUUUUCCUUUUAAAUCAAGAUGAAGUAAAUUCCCUUUUUCAUUGUGGUAUAUGUCCAAAGUUACUUUCAUCCAUGAGAUCUAAUAAGCUUUAACCCUUUAACUCCCCUAAGUGACCAAGACAGAAUUUCUCCUGACAAUAUCAAUACAAUAUCAACCAGAUAAGUGACGAGAAUAAAGAAAAAUAUCAAUUCAGGGAUGAUUAGUUGAUCCAAUACCAAAUUCUCUGAACUAACAUUAUAAGAAUCACUCUGUUACCAUGCCUUAUGAUAAUAGGCCUGCAUUUGAGCUAAGUUGCUGCACCAACAUAGUUUAUAUGCUUUUUAUAGCAUCACCAAUUAGGUGUGCUACUUCCCCCACUCUCCCUCCCUUCUAGAACCUCUCCCUCUCCUUCUAGAGUUUUUUUUUGGUUUCCCCGACUUUAAUAUACCCGUUGAAGGUCACAUGAAGAUGAUCAAUCCUUUGACACCAAAAGUGACUAUAGCAUCUAAUUUCUCCUUACAAUAUCACCCCUGAAUCACACAUCAAGGUGGUAAGAAUAAGGGAAAUGAUCACUUACAAUAGAAGCUCUUGAUUGUUAAACAAAUUCUUCAUGUCAGCACUUUAGAAAAUGUUUGGAGAUUAGUUACUGAUGUUAGGGUGUGAAGGGUUAAGACUCAGUCUUUAGGGGUCUGGGUCAGCUUUGACCCAGACCCCUAAUCCAUAACUGUGGGUUAACCAUGAUCACUAACUAAGGUAUUCUAUCUGGCUUUUGUAAAUUGAUAAUUUAAGUAGUGUCAGGGUUUAGACAUCUGCUAGUAUUGUUCUUGGCAAAGGGUCUUUUCCUACACAAAAUAACAAUAAAAAGCAUCAAAAUAUAUUUUUGCCAUCAUGCCAUAAUUUAUGUUAAAUAUGUAACCAUUUUAAAACAAUUGGAAACAUGCACUAAAACUGAUAAUUUAUGUCAGUGUUUGGUUUCAUGAAGAGACUCCCAUAUUUAAUAUGUUGGCAUGUGAUUGCAAAUAUAAACAAGGAGUGAAGUAAAUUGGGAUUAUGAAAACAUUGGAUUUCCAGUUAUUUGUACCACAGUUGACAUCCUUCCUUCUAACUUCUAUUUUUUUGUGUCCUUGACAGAAAAUGUAGAAGUUGUGGAUGGUAAGGUGACUGUGUGCCGUGAUGCAGUGAAAGGAAAAUGUUCAAGACCCAACUGCAAAUAUUACCACCCAGAGGUUGGUUCCUCAGGCACUGCCUCAUCAACAAAGUCAUUGAGAUAGGGCCAGCUUGAUAAGCACCUCCAGUCCAAGGAUGUUAGGAUGGAGGUGAAAGUUGGAUGAGAGCUAUUUUAUUUUUGGUAACAGAAGAAUGUCACUAUGGUUAUUACCAAAAAUUCUGAAAUUCAGGGGGGGGGGGUCUCCCUAUAAGUAAACUUUUGAUUCACUUUUACGCGCUAUUGCUAAGCAUGCAUUGCACAAAAUUUCAUGACUUAGAUUCCAGGUUUGCAUAGAAUGCUGUGCCUGUAAAAAUGCUAGAGUAACGACUUAAGUGCUUAACAAAACAUGAUAAUGCUGAAAGCAUACACUAUAAGGCCAAAAAUAGUAGAGGGAGGGGAGCUAGCAGUGUUUGGCACUUUGGGUGUUAGAGAUGUUUGUCUCUUGCAAAGCAGUCAGAGUGACCUUGCAGUGUGAGCAUGCAGCCUUCAAGCUAUUGCAGAGAGUGAUCAUGGUAAAAUGAGACUGAAUGGUUUCAUGGCUUAGGAGGGAAGGAAAAAAACCUCUGUUUUCUGGGAAACCUGAGUAGUAGGGGUUACCUGUGCCAGUGGGUGAACAGCAUGGCUAGGUAACUGUGGUGGAGCUGGGAACCUUAGCAGGUUACCUUAGCAGCCAGAGCCACCUGUGCCACUGGGAUCCCAAUAAUGGAAAGAUAUCAAUGUAAUAGUCCAUUUUACAGUUGUGUACUUGGUUGCCAAGCCUUGCAACAGUAGUGUGGCUGAGGGUGACCUUGUUAUGAUACAAACAUUACUGCUUUUCAAAUCUAAAUUACCUUGUUAUCAGGCAAACUAGACACUGGUCUCUAUCACAGCAAGGUAAACUUCAGCCUCACUCCAAAUCAAAGGCUUGGUAACUAAGAACACAACUGUAAAACGACCUACUGUGAAUUACUUGACUGAGCAGUUUGUUGUUAACUAAUGGGCAAAUAGGCCAAAUAAUGGCUACGUUUAUGUUCAGCAACUUGUCACUUUGAAUAUGACAUUGAAACUUGAAGAGAAUUAGUUUUGCUUUAAAGCUUACAACAAAACUGGCAAUAUGGUUAAGGAUGACAGGUUGUUAGUAACUUUGUUCCUUGCCCAAAUGCUCACGAUAAUGCACUAUAAGCUAGUAAAUGCAAUUGCCUCUGUGGUUAUUUGUGUUUUUGCUUGCAUGCAGAUAUUUCCUAUUUCCUUUUCUGUUUGAAUUUGUAAAGGAAAUAGGAAAUAUUCGGAAAUAGGAAAUAUUCGGGUGUUGGCUAUUAAUGUGUGCUUGGUAUUCAUUUUUGUAUUUACUCUUCAAGAAAGACCUUCAGAACUCAAGAAAACUGACAAUUCCCACAAUUUCACACUGUAUCAUAAAAAGCUCAUUCUGUGAGUAUGAAGAUCUAGCAAAGUCAUAAAAUUCACAAGCCCAACUUUUGUAAUCAUUUUCAUGAUCAGAAGGCAUAGAAAUUUAUCAUUCUUACAUUUACCAACUCUGAUAUUUUUCUGACCUUGAUUUUUUAUUCCAUCAGUGCAAACUUAACGAUGACAGUUAGCAUUUUUAGUCAUGCUAUUUGCAUGUGAUGCAAAUUGCACAAAUUAGAUCGAAUCGCACUUUCGUGUAUUUUUUUUGAAAUGAUAAAAUUUUCAUUGUAGAAUUAUCAUUGUUUUAUGAUCAUACACAAUUGUAUUUAAGUGCCAUAAUGGACAAAAAACACUCCAAUGAAAGAAUAUAGAAUGAAAGAAACUAUCAGACGAGUUUAAAGAGUACUUUUUUACUAUGGAAAGAGGAACAGAAACUGGUUUUCUGAUUUUUUUAAAAAACAAAUGUUAUCUUCUGAAUGGAAAGGUCUAUAAAUACAAACAAAAGAGAGUUUUCCAGGAAGCUGCUUUAGAACUGAAAAGUUGGUAUCAAUAUAUCAUGAUUCCACUCACGGCUAUUUGAUAAAAAGUUGUCCUUGAAAGAACUUGACAUUAUUACAGAACUGAUUGCACUGGACAAGGUUAGAUUAAAAUUACAUUAUAGAGAGUUCUUUUGUAAAAUAAUCAAAGUAGUUGUAAGUUAUCUUUCACCAAGUGAAAUUGGAAAGUUUAUUCACAUGUGUCAACCCAGAAAAUGCUCUAAAUUAAACUUGGAGAAUAAUUCCUUUUGGCACAAUUUAAGCCAAACAAGGUAUACUUUUUGCUCCAUUUUGAGCCUUGGGAUUCAUCUUUACCAAACUAGAACCAGGAAGCAAUGUUUUCUGUGAAUGUGAUCAACUCUUUUCAACACCAGGAUGUACAAUCAUUACGUUAUUUUCAGUAAGACUCCUUGUUCAUUGUUCAUAUUCUUGGUAAAGUUUGUACCAUAGAAGUGACUUCAGCCCAGCUGUUUUUUUUUCUGUUGUUUAUUUCUGUCUUCUGCAUAAUGAUUACUUGUAAGCAUGCAUGAAAGCCACUAAGUGAGAAAUAAGCAUCAGCUUAAUCCAUCAACCCCAAAAGUCUGGCAAAUAUUUCAUCCUUCUUGCUGCCACACAUUUUGUUGUAAAUUUUUAUGACAACUUGGUUCUAUAUAUUAGUAAACAGUAGCACCCUUGAGCUGAUAAGUUUGUCAAUUCUCGCAACCUGUCUGCUGGAUAUUGUCCAAAGAUGGUGUUUGGAGAAGUGUCAUGUUAAAUGCUUCUUCAGUUGUAUGAAUGUUACUCAGUGACACAAAUCUGAUCAAAAAAUUGCUUCUCCUGCCAGAAUCAAACAGAGAGAUAAUGGGAAUUUAGAUUUAAAUCAACCAAAGGAUAUUUGCUUGACAUCAGAACUUAAUAACAAAGUUCAGAAAUGUAUGACAUUUAAGAGGAAAAAUUUGACCAGCAUUCAGAUCUAUUAUAGUGAAAAGGUUCAUGUUUGAACUCCCAGGAGUGAUCUACAUGUAUCUUCUCCCCAGGAUGUUCAUAUCUCAUCUCAGUGAUGAGAAUACAAACAUAUUCAAACUUCUCAGGUAGAAGUUGUUAUUUUGACCUAAAACCAAAUUCUUUCAACUAUUUACAAGGAAAUGUGUAGCAGCUAGAGGGGAGAAUUCAGAUCUUGGGAGUUGAAGGGUUCAGUGGCAGAACCUUUUGAAUUUGAAAGGGUGAUAUAAUUGCAAAUAUUAUCCUAAAGGCUAGGAAAACAUUUAAGAAGAGGGGAAGGUGAAGAGAAUUUAUUUUUGUAUUCAUGUGCUAAUAUAGAGUAUAGCAGCAAAGCUUCUAAGCGUGCAGUGUCCGAUAUUGCUGGCAAUAGUUUAAUGCUUUAAUUAAUCCUUUUUAAUGUUAAAUAUUAUUAAACUAUUACUGUAUCAUUAUAAUCAUUAUUGUAAAGUGUAUUCAUGAUAUAAAGAGUCCCAAAGGUGUAAAGUACAGUGCAUGCCAAAAAUUUAAGAAGAUUAAAGUAACAUAUUAAUAUUUUAUGAUAUUUAUUUAAAGUUCAAAUUUUGUUCCACAAUUUGAUAAUUUUAUUGGUGUAGAGUUGGUAAGGAAAUAUGAUUUGGGCACUAUGAAUAUAUCGAGUAAGGUUAACAUGGUCCCACUUUAAAGGUUAAAAGAAAAAAAUUUAAGAUUAGAAGAUGUUAAAAUAUUUUAGAGAGUUUUAGAAAAGAUGAUUUCCUUAUUAUAAUCUCAUGGUUGAGGAGCAACUGGCUUGCAGGGAAUAUGACACACAUCAAACUCUCUUCUUUAUCAGGGGCUGGCUAUUUCAUUUUCCAAUUGUUGUAAUCUCUGUAGAUUCCCUCUGCCAUCAGAAACCUAAAUUUCCAUUUGUUAUUUGUUAGCCUUCAUAGAAUCUCCUGUCCCAUAUGUGCUUGAUCAAUGUAAAAAGAGAAAGCGCAAGGGUAUUGCCUUUUUUCUUUGAAAAGUUAUCCCACCAAUUUGUCUUCUUUGCAAGUGUAGUUUAAAUCAACCUGGGAAGAUCAGUAAUGGUAUAUUAAAAGAUUAAGCACUAUUGGGUCUUAAUUGAUAAUUAUCAGAUCAAGAGCAGGUUGUUUGGCUGUGCAAUGACAGUUUAUUUACAAGGGGUGCAAAUGGUAACUUCUGAGGCUUGUGAGAUGCUGUGACCCCUGUUUUAAAAAUGUGAAUAACAGACAAGACAAUUUUGGCUGAAAAACUUUACUUUUACUGAGUAAAAAGUUCAAGAGACCUACAUUUUUCUAAGGUACCAUUUGCUACCCCUUGUGAAUUUGCUGGUUUAUACCUAAGAGAACCUGCUUAUGAGCAAAGGAUUGGGGUGC
Pocillopora meandrina is the source of this 21166-nucleotide messenger RNA. The record is from the annotation of a GenBank genome assembly. Lineage: Eukaryota; Metazoa; Cnidaria; Anthozoa; Scleractinia; Pocilloporidae.